UCUACAUAUAAAUACUUCAAACCAAUGUUCUGCAUCUUCAAUCAACUACCACCACAACCACAACAAACGGAUAAUUUUUAUUUGCACUUGCACACAGGAUUAUGGAAACAAAGACAGAGCUUGUUUCAUCAUCUUCUUCUUCUUCUCUCAUCACAGAUUCUUCUGAAUCUAGCAUAAACAACUCUUCUAUGGAACUUGGAAUUGAGGAUUUUGGCUGCACACAUUACAGAAGAAAAUGCAGGAUCAGAGCACCUUGUUGUGAUGAGGUUUUUGAUUGUAGGCAUUGCCAUAAUGAAGCUAAGAACUCUGAGGAGAUUAAACCUCUGGAUCGUCAUGAUAUCCCACGCCAUGAAAUUGAAAAGGUCAUCUGCUCCUUAUGUGAUACAGAACAAGAUGUUCAACAGUACUGCAUAAAUUGUGGAGUAUGCAUGGGCAAGUACUUUUGUGCUACAUGCAAAUUCUUUGACGAUGAUAUUUCAAAAAACCAAUACCAUUGUGAUGAAUGUGGCAUCUGCAGAAUUGGAGGCAAGGAUAACUUUUUCCAUUGCAAGAGAUGUGGAUGUUGCUACACCAAGGAAAUGGAAAAGGGGCAUCAUUGUGUAGAAAAAGCAAUGCAUCACAAUUGCCCUGUUUGCUUUGAGUAUCUAUUUGAUACAUUGAAAGAUAUUACAGUCUUACCUUGCGGGCAUACAAUACAUUUAGAGUGUGUUAAAGAGAUGGAAAAACAUCAUAGGUUCACAUGUCCUGUUUGUUCAAAAUCCAUAUGUGACAUGUCAAGUUUGUGGAAGAAGCUUGACCAAGUGGUUGCCUCAACUCCAAUGCCUGAAACAUACAGAAAUAAGAUGAUUUGGAUACUUUGCAAUGAUUGUGGAGUAAACUCCAAUGUGCAAUUCCACAUUGUGGCGCAUAAGUGCUUAAGUUGCAACUCAUACAACACAAGGCAGAUACAAGGAACACCUUCUACAUCAUGUUCAUCUAUGGUUUCUGAGAUGGUGAGAUGAGCAUUGGGUUGCAGAGAGAUCUCUAUUUUGAACCUUGUCUUUCAAUUCCUUUUGGGAUGGAAACAGCACUUUUGGUGUACACAACCCAGUUUAUUUAUGAUGGUGGAAGAGGGUAGAAAGCUUGCUCAACAAAGUAGUCAAGCUCCAAAUUUUGUAAUUUUUUUUUCUUCUCUGCAUUUUUAUUCUUUAACUAUUCUCUCUUCUGUCCCCAUCAUCCUCCAAAAGAGGCCAUGUUAAACAGUAAAAAUGAGGAAGAAUAAACUUGCCACUGAGCAUUUCUCU
Molecule: messenger RNA, 1283 nt
Organism: Lotus japonicus
Lineage: Eukaryota; Viridiplantae; Streptophyta; Magnoliopsida; Fabales; Fabaceae
Product: E3 ubiquitin-protein ligase RZFP34
Exons: 12
Coding region: 102-1001 (299 amino acids)
Biological process (GO): ubiquitin-dependent protein catabolic process; protein ubiquitination
Cellular component (GO): nucleus
Molecular function (GO): ubiquitin protein ligase activity; zinc ion binding
Source: RefSeq, a predicted model, not a curated record